Molecule: messenger RNA, 987 nt
Organism: Prinia subflava (tawny-flanked prinia)
Lineage: Eukaryota; Metazoa; Chordata; Aves; Passeriformes; Cisticolidae
Product: transcription cofactor HES-6-like
Exons: 3
Coding region: 92-838 (248 amino acids)
Biological process (GO): regulation of neurogenesis; regulation of transcription by RNA polymerase II; anterior/posterior pattern specification
Cellular component (GO): nucleus
Molecular function (GO): protein dimerization activity; RNA polymerase II cis-regulatory region sequence-specific DNA binding; DNA-binding transcription factor activity, RNA polymerase II-specific
Source: RefSeq, a predicted model, not a curated record
GCGCGGCCAAUGGGAUCACUGACAUGCAAAUCGCGGGCUAUAAAGCGCGGCGCGGGCGGCCCCGGCGCGCAGCGGAGGCAGCGGCGCGGCUAUGGCGCCGGGCAGGGAGCGCCCGCCGCGGGCCGAGGGCUGCGCCGAGCCCCGCGCCGACCGGAGGACGAAGAAGCCGCUAGUGGAGAAGAAGCGCCGGGCGCGCAUCAACGAGAGCCUGCGGGAGCUGCGGCUGUUGCUGGCCGACGGCGAGUUUCAGGCGAAGCUGGAGAACGCGGAGGUGCUGGAGCGGACGGUGCGGCGGGUGCGGGCCGUGCUGGAGCGCCGCGCCCGCGGUGAGUGCCGGCCCGGGGGGCGGCGGGGGGCGCCCGGCCCGGCCCGCGCCUCACCCGCGCCCCUCUCUGUCCGCCGCGGCGCAGGGGGCGGGCGGCGGCUCCUCGAGGCCAGCGAGCGCUUCGCCGCCGGGUACAUCCAGUGCAUGCACGAGGUGCACACCUUCGUCUCCAGCUGCCCCGGCAUUGACGCCACCACGGCCGCCGAGCUGCUCAACCACCUGCUGGAGUCCAUGCCCCUCAGCGAGGGCGGCUGCCCGGACUCGGUCACGGACGCUUCGGGGGAGCCCGCGCUCGGGCCCUGGCCCGCCGCCCCAGCGCUGGCCCUGGCGCCCGGAGCCCGCCCCGGCCCGGCGCCGCCCGGCCCGGCGCUCUCGCCCUGCCCCAGCGAAGAGACCUGCUCCGACUCGGACGAGGCCGAGCCGGGCCAGACCUGCACGGACGGACUGGACGCGUCCCAGACGCAGGGCCUGCCCUCGCCCGGCUCGCCCAAAUCCAUGUGGAGACCCUGGUAACAGCGAGGGGAGUCAGCGCAGACCCUGCGGGGAGCGCGGGGUGCCCCGCACACGCGUGUGUGCCGAGUGUGUCUGUGUGAGUGAGUGUCAGUGUGUCUGUCUCUGUGUGUGUGUGUGUGUGUGCGGCUGGCAGCGCUGGGACCGGGGGC